AUGAAGCGGGACCGGCUCGGCCGCUUCCUGUCUCCUGGGGCUGCGGGGCAGCGCGGGGGCUCGAGCGGCGGCGGCGGCCGCGGUCGGAGCCGCCCCACCCGCCGCGGGCCGGGCGUGGACGAGGCGGCGGCUUUCGUGGCGGCGCGGCUGGGCUGGGGCCGGGCGCGGGCCUGCGGGGACGCGGGCGAGGACGGCACCGACGAGGCAGGAACAGGCCGGGCCCUUGCCAUGGGGCACUGUCGCCUAUGCCAUGGGAAGUUCUCCUCACGGAGUCUCCGGAGCAUCUCUGGCAGGGCACCUGGGGAGAACUCAGAGAGACCACCCCCUGGGGAGCGUGUUUUCAUCAGGGACUUCCAGCACCUGCUGGGGGUGGCUGUCCACCAGGACCCUGCUCUGUCUCAGUUUGUCUGCAAGAACUGCCAUACCCAGUUCUACCAAUGCCACAGCCUGCUCAAGUCCUUCCUCCAGAGAGUCAACAUCUCUCCAGUGGGCCACCGGAAGCCUUGUGCAAAGGUUGGUGCCCAGACCCCGACAGGGGCAGAGGAGGGCGCAUGUCUGGCGGACCUGAUCACUUCGAGCCCGCGGGGCCUACGUGACUUGGUGGGGUGGGUGCAUGGACAUGCAGCCAGCUGCAGGGCCCUACCCAGCCUCCAGCGGACACUGUCCUCUGAGUACUGCGGCGUCAUCCAGGCUGUGUGGGGCUGUGACCGGGGCCACGACUACACCAUGGACACCAACUCCAGCUGCAGGGCCCUCCUGCUGGACAGUGCAUUGGCUGUCACGUGGACGUGGGACAAGGAGACGGCCCCAUGGCUUGGCCAGAAUCGGGAGUCCAGCCCUAGUGGGGCUGCCCCUCAGAGCUCCCAGGGCAGAGCUACCACAGCUGUGGCUGAGAGUGAGAUACUACCUGUCAGGGACACGGUCCGGCUUCCGUCAGAUGGCAUCCCUGUGGGGCCGGGACUGGGCCCCCCACCUCAACCAAGCCUCCCCCCAAGUGGGGCUGCAGGGCAGUUGGGUGAGAAGCAGGUUCCAUCUUCAACCUCGGAUGAUCGGGUAAAAGACGAGUUCAGUGACCUUUCUGAGGGAGACUUCCUGAGUGAAGACGAGAAUGACCAGAAGCAGAGCACUCAGUCCUCCGACGAGUCCUUUGAGCCUUACCCGGAAAAGAAGGUCUCUGGUAAGAAGAGUGAAAGCAAAGAAGCCAAGAAGUCUGAAGAACCAAAAAUUCGAAAGAAACCUGGGCCCAAGCCAGGCUGGAAGAACAAGCUGCGCUCCGAGAGGGAGGAGUUGCCCACCAUCUACAAGUGCCCUCACCAGGGCUGCACGGCCGUGUACCGAGGGGCUGACGGCAUGAAGAAGCACAUAAAGGAGCACCACGAGGAGGUCCGGGAGAGGCCGUGCCCCCACCCCGGCUGCAACAAGGUGUUCAUGAUCGACCGCUACCUGCAGCGCCACGUGAAACUCAUCCACACAGAGGUGCGGAACUACAUCUGUGAUGAGUGCGGACAGACCUUCAAGCAGCGGAAACACCUUCUUGUCCACCAGAUGCGCCACUCAGGAGCCAAGCCUCUGCAGUGUGAAGUCUGCGGGUUCCAGUGCCGGCAACGGGCGUCCCUCAAGUACCACAUGACCAAGCACAAGGCUGAGACCGAGCUGGACUUUGCCUGCGACCAGUGCGGCCGGAGGUUCGAGAAGGCCCACAACCUCAACGUGCACAUGUCCAUGGUCCACCCUCUGACACAGACACUGGACAGGGCCCUGCCUCCAGAGGCGCCACCAGGGAUGGCAGAGGGCCAGGCUGUGAAGCCAGAGCCCACCUGAGGGUGCCUCAGCCCCCAAACCUGCCAGGCAGCAAGUGGGGUUUAAAGGUUUUAAUAGCUACUCCCAUGACCUGAUGGCACAGCUUUGCUUGCUCACCAAGAGCCCCCCACUGGACCCCCACCCUAUGUGUCGGGAGGGCAGGAGGCGCUGCUCUGCUGGCUGGUGGCAGUGGGCUCUGCGUGCAGUUCAGGUAGGUUUGCCGGCCGCUUUGGGAUCAGUGUUUUCCUACUGACACUGAGUGACUAGGAGCCAGAUACAGGGUUUGAAUAAUUGAUUCCUCUUUCCCACUAAAGCAAUCGAGAUUUGUAACCCACUUUUUAGUGCAACAAGAGCUCUGAUGUUAUGCUUGUAAUAAAUUAUUUACAAAGGA
Molecule: messenger RNA, 2191 nt
Organism: Manis pentadactyla (Chinese pangolin)
Lineage: Eukaryota; Metazoa; Chordata; Mammalia; Pholidota; Manidae
Gene: ZNF276
Product: zinc finger protein 276
Exons: 11
Coding region: 1-1821 (606 amino acids)
Biological process (GO): regulation of transcription by RNA polymerase II
Cellular component (GO): nucleus; kinetochore; chromosome
Molecular function (GO): zinc ion binding; chromatin insulator sequence binding
Source: RefSeq, a predicted model, not a curated record